Messenger RNA from Monascus purpureus, 1882 nucleotides. NCBI's taxonomy places the organism in Eukaryota, Fungi, Ascomycota, Eurotiomycetes, Eurotiales, Aspergillaceae. The record is from the annotation of a GenBank genome assembly.
UGAUCAGCGCAUCGGCCUGUCCGUUUGUGCAUUGUCCUCCUAUAAUACAAUGCCCAAGCGAAAGGCAGAAACGAACCCCCCCAGCCGAGAUAGCUCGAAUAAUGGGGACGCAAUGCAUUUACGGCGCAAUAAGCGUUCCGCAGUCAAUGACGCGCCUGCCGACGGCCGCCCACCGAAGAGAGCAAGGGGAAGGCCUAAAACUUCUCAACCAGAUGCUGCUGGAACGAUAGACAAAGAGCGAAAUAGCGCGCGUCCAACAUCUGCGCGAUCCGAAGAACCGGAAGCUACAGCGCCUAAACGGAGGGGAAGACCGAAGGGUUCUCGGAGCUCCACUGAUACUCAAGCCACGGUGGUAGCGGAGGUGAAAACCCAGAGGGACAAUAAUGCGCAGGUUGAAGAUAAAGAACAAUCCAUUAUGUCAAAUGAAGAACUUGACUCAUUACAGAAUGCCUCGAAGUCCUCGAACCCCCCGAAGACAGCAGCGAAGCGUGGUCGCAGGAAAGCAAGUGAUACGGCUAAAGUCGUGACUGAUGGUGCAUUCGAAUACACACCUAGAGCGUCCAGACAGAUCAAGUCUCCAGUCAUGCCCAAGCCUCAGGUUGCACCAGCUGUGAGGGGACAGAAAGCGAAAUCGGAGGAAGACAACGUUAUCCCCGAAACGCAGAAAGUAUCAGCACCCGAAGUCGAUGAAAGUAUCAUAGAUGAUAAAUUGGCCUCCGCCCCGCAUGCCCCAACAUCUCCGACAAAGUCUUCGUUUGAUACCCUGGCGUCGCAGCGGGAUGUACAAUACUCACCUUCCAAGCGGAGAUCGGGAGUGGCCCAGGGCGAAGAAAAACCAAGCGGAGAGGUUGAAAUGAAACGCAAAUUUGAUGACUUGACCAAGCGAUACGAUGCUCUAGAAAAGGUAUAUCGUAACCUGAGGGAAGUAGGAAUUGUCGAGGCAAAUGCCAAUGUGGACAAAAUGCGAAAACAAUGUGAAGCAAUUACGAAAGCUUCCAAUGAAUUGGUCGCCUCCCUCAAGGCCGAAUUGGUAACCGAGAAGGCUCUUGGUCAGCAAGCACGAGCUCUUCAGAGACAACUAAAAGAUCGAGAUACGAAAGUAGCCCAAUUAGAGUCCCGAUCUGAUGAGUUGACAGGUCAGCUCUCAUCGGCACAGUCUGAGGUCAAGGCCUUGCAGACUAAGCUCGCCGCUGCCCGGAAUACCGCCGCGAGUAUCGAAAGUGCUGCUGCCAAAGUGCCAGGGAGCGCUAUCAAGAAGAACGCAGCAAAUCGCCUCAAUACCGCCGCGAGUGCUGAAGCAGCACAAGCAGCACAGAUUGCACAGCUGAAAGAGGACCUUUAUAGUGAUUUGACAGGGUUGAUCAUUCGCGACGUUAAAAAGAGGGAAUCAGACAGUCUAUAUGAUUGUAUCCAGACUGGAGCUAACGGAAGUGGGUUUCCCUCUGUGCAAGCCGCCUGUGUGAUCUCUGCGCGCUAACAUACUGGCAGCUCUUCACUUCAAGCUUGCUGUUCCUCACGUCUCAGUGGCCAACUUCGAAUCUGCGGAAUUUCAAUACAUACCAUUUUUGGACGAGAACCGAGACCGAGACCUGAUUGACAUCCUGCCAGAAUACCUGACGGUAGACAUCACAUUCUCGCGGCGGCAGGCAUCUAACUUCUAUACUCGCGUAAUGGAUGCUCUCACUAAACCACCUGCUGAGUCGGACGAUUAAUGCCCGUUAUAUAUACUUAUCUCUUCAACUUGUUUUGGUCACUGGCGCCUGGUUAUGUUUUGUUUAUGUUUUUCUUUGGAGUAUAUCACCAGAGCUGGCGUUCAUUUUGACAGGAGCUGCCUAGUAUUCAUACGCUGUAUAGUCUCCAUAUCACCAUUGGCAUCAAAAGU